Molecule: messenger RNA, 2556 nt
Organism: Brassica napus (rape)
Lineage: Eukaryota; Viridiplantae; Streptophyta; Magnoliopsida; Brassicales; Brassicaceae
Exons: 8
Coding region: 1-2556 (851 amino acids)
Biological process (GO): protein desumoylation
Cellular component (GO): nucleus
Molecular function (GO): deSUMOylase activity
Source: RefSeq, a predicted model, not a curated record
AUGGCGAUUUUGGGUAUGUCUGAGGAGUUACCAAAGCGCUUGUUAAAGCCGGGUGAAGAGACCCAAGUGCAUCAGAUCAAUAAUAACUGCAAGAUGAUUUUUAAGCUGUUCGAUAAUGGUUUGGGAUUCUCGGCGGGAGUGAUACACGGCUUCUUGUGUAGGGAGCUGUUGACUUACAAAGAUCAUGAGCUUUGGUUUCUCUUUGCGAGAGGACCUCUCCGAUUUUCAUUGCUUGAGUUCCAUGCAGUUACCGGGCUUCAGUGCGAUACUAGUCUCUCACUUAAUGAGUUGGUUGACUGGGAUGAUGAUGGUGGUUUCUGGAGCUUAGUGAUCAGGACAAAUAAGGGGGUUUCUAUUUUCGAGCUGUGGGAACAUCACAGGGCAGCUGUUAAGAAGUGGAGUAAUGCUGAUCGAAUCAGGCUGGUGUAUCUUUGCAUCAUUGUUUGUAUGGUUUGCGGGAGAGAUGAGAAGGCACCUAUCCCCAUCAAGUACGUGAAGUUGGUGAUGGAUCUUGAGCAAGUUCGAAACUACCCUUGGGGAGUUGCUUCUUUUGACCUUCUAUGCGAGUCAAUAGCUGAAAAACAAGAUAAACUGAAGGAGAAUCCAAAGAGUUACGUGUUAGAUGGCUUCACCUACGGUCUUCAGAUAUGGGCUAUGGAAGCAAUACCAAAGCUUGGAAAGCUCUGUGGAAGAAAACUGAACAAAAGUUUUAAGAACGGUCCUAGAUGUGUAAACUGGAUGGGAGCUGCAAAGAUUUCGUACGAGGAGCUCAACAAGUUGGAGAACAUCUUAACACCCAAGGAUGACAUAUAUCCAUACAUCUCGUGGACAGGGAAUUAUACAGUGUGUGAAAGUCUUCAAUUUAGCAGACGAGAUGAGGUGGAGGAUGAUAGAGUCAAGCUUCUCAUGCAGAUGAUAAUGAAGCAGUUUGACUUCAGUGGUCAUAAUUGGGAGUACGAAGAGACACCAGUCUUUUCUUUUGGGGUUGAUAACAAAGAAGGUGAGAAGGAGAAAGUACCUACGCAUGAGGGAGAAGGUGGGAGUGAUGAAGAGCCUAACGACAAGGAUGGUGAAGGUGGGAGCGAUGAAGCAGCUGGGAGCGAUGAAGCAAGUGGGAGCGAUGAGGAGUUUCAAACUCCAAAAGGAUCAGCAACCUUGUUUCAGCAAGGUUUUGCUGCGAUGGAAGAGAGGCUAGAGAAAAAGAUGGAUGAAAAAUUUGAGGGAGUGCAGUCUGAGCUUAAAAAUUCCCGUGGGGAUUCAACCAUCCAAGCUGAGCAUGGAGAUCCAUCUGCGAGCAAGCCAGCGCCUAGACACCCAUCGCCUAGCAAGCCAGCGCCUAGCAAGCCAGCGCCUAGCAACCCAUCGCCUAGGAAGCCAUCUCCUACGAAGCCAUCGCCUAGCAAGCCAUCUCCGAGGAGGUCCAAACCCUUGGAUGUAAAUUUCAGUCAAGCGGAUGAUAUGGACGAACCAAUAGGUACGCAAAGCCUUGAAGGACUUUCUCAAGCCUCGUACGUACCCGAUUUUGAUCCAUCACAGACCAAUAACGACAACGAUGCAAGUGAUUGGUGGACUCCAAAGACUACUGUCCGAAAACUACGAAAAGGUGGAUCAAAGCAAUCAAAUGCACCUCUAACAUCGGCAAAGUGGGAUAGAUGGACUGGAGGACCAAGCAAGAAGCUUCAGCUUAGUGACUCACCAAUGGCAGAUGACGGUUCUCCACAGGCGUCACUGUAUUAUUUCACCGAAGAAUCGUGGGAUAGAUUCACGAAAUGGUCUACGAAUCCAACAGCUUUGAGGAUUGGUCCCUUUGUCUUUAAUUUGACCUUCGCACAGAGAAUAGUUUGUGCUGGAAAAUGGCUUGGAAACGAGGAAAUGGAUGCGAUGAUGUAUAUAUGGCGAGAGAAGACAUCUUUGAGGCGUUGGAAUAUAGACCGUGUUGCUUUCAUGAACGCCAUGUUCUGCCUCCAGAUCGAGAAAGAAUACGAGAAGUGUAAAGACGACAAAAGAGGCUACGUAGUACCCGAUCUUCUUCUUGCUUAUGGGAGAGGAGAGCUUCCAUCUCAUGGGCGGACUAAUAGAGUUUGGGGUGUCGAUGUUGAUCGUCUCUACUUUCCUCUGUUUGUCAAUGGUAAUCAUUGGGUUGCUGUAUGCGCCAACAUGAUUGAGAAGAAAGUGGAAGUCUAUGAUUGCAAUCGGGGAAGGAAUAGGCAAUACGUAGAGAAGUUUGCUUGUAUGAUUCCUAGAAUUGUCAAGGCAGUUGGUCCACCUAAGAGCAAGUUACUCCUCACAUCCUAUUCGAUUGUAGACAUGCCUAUGCAGACAAGAUUGAACAAGUCUUGUGCUGAUUGCGGGGCAUUCGCAGUCAAACACUUGGAGUGCAUCCUUCUUGGUCUCGACCUCAGUUUAGUGGAAGACGGAAUAAUGCCUGGUUGCCGACAGAAAAUUGCUUAUGAUAUAUGGGAGGCUGCCCAUGAUCCCAUUUUAAUCCAUCUUAUGGCACAACACAUCCCUUCGGAUUUUGAGAGUUCUACUUUUUAUGACCUUGAAGAAGACUGA